AUGGAGGGAAGUACUGAUACAGGCGAUUUGGGAUGGUUUCGAAAAUUGCUUAUAUGUUCAUUAAUUAUUAUUAAUUUUACUAAUUUACCAAAUGGAACAAUAACUGAUUGGACACUUUUUGUAUUGAUUACAAGUUAUGAAGUUGCUUAUUUAGUAUUUUGGAUUAUUUAUGGAGCAAUAAAACUUCGUAAUUUAUAUAAACUUCAUACUGGUGAAAUUAAUCAAAUUUCAAGUGAUUAUUCAACUAAUUCUAUAAGUGAAUUUAUUUUUCGACUCCAAGCUAAUAUUGAAUAUUUUACUAUAUAUAUAGGAAAUAUAUUUUCAAAAUCCAUAAUUAGAGCGAUUAUUUCCGGUAUUUUUUGUGCACUAAUGAUACUGGAAGUAUGUUGCUGUUUUUCGACAAAAAUACGAAUAAAUACAACAACUGCUAUAAGUGAAACAAUGCCACUUCGAAGUACUACAACUCAUUCAAAUCCAUCAACGGCUAUUGAUACUACAAUUCCUCAUACACGAUCUGUAUCAGUAUAA
This is a messenger RNA of Rotaria sordida, 528 nucleotides long. The record is from the annotation of a GenBank genome assembly. NCBI's taxonomy places the organism in Eukaryota, Metazoa, Rotifera, Eurotatoria, Philodinida, Philodinidae.